AUGGAAGAAGCUCUCAUGGAAAUGGAUGACUAUAAUGAGAGGCAGGUUGUGCCCGAUACUCUUUCGUUUGCUAGAAGCUAUCAACUUGAAGCACUAGACAGAGCGAUUCGUGAAAAUACUAUAGUGUAUUUAGAGACUGGUUCUGGAAAGACUUUGAUUGCAAUUAUGCUUCUUAGAAGCUAUGCUUAUUACCUCCGAAAGCCUUCUCCUUACAUUGCAGUUUUUUUGGUUCCCAAAGUUGUACUGGUUUCACAAGUAUGCUGCCACUUUUAUGAUGGCUUUUGCAUAUUUGAGAUACAUUAUGAUUAA
Molecule: messenger RNA, 309 nt
Organism: Lathyrus sativus (Indian pea)
Lineage: Eukaryota; Viridiplantae; Streptophyta; Magnoliopsida; Fabales; Fabaceae
Source: the annotation of a GenBank genome assembly